Messenger RNA from Balearica regulorum gibbericeps (East African grey crowned-crane), 1394 nucleotides. The record is from RefSeq and is a predicted model, not a curated record. NCBI's taxonomy places the organism in Eukaryota, Metazoa, Chordata, Aves, Gruiformes, Gruidae.
GAAAUUGUUUUGAAGGCACAGAUUCUGGCUGGAGGGAGAGGAAAAGGUAUUUUCAAUAGUGGAUUGAAAGGAGGAGUUCAUCUGACUAAAGACCCUAAGAUUGUUGAACAGCUUGCUAAACAGAUGAUUGGGUACAAUCUGUCAACAAAGCAAACUCCAAAGGAUGGUGUGAUAGUUAAAAAGGUGAUGGUUGCAGAAGCACUGAAUAUUUCCAGGGAAACGUACUUCGCAAUUUUGAUGGACAGAGCCUGCAAUGGACCUGUUAUGGUUGGCAGUCCACAGGGUGGUGUUGACAUAGAAGAAGUUGCAGUUACUAGCCCAGAACUUAUCUUUAAGGAGGAAAUAGAUAUUUUUGAAGGCAUAAAGGAUCAUCAGGCAUUGCAGAUGGCAAAAAAUUUGGGAUUCAAAGGACAUUUGCAACAGCAGGCGGCAGAUCAAAUUAAGAAGCUGUAUAAUCUUUUCUUGAAAAUUGAUGCCACUCAGGUUGAAGUGAAUCCCUUUGGUGAAACUCCAGAAGGGCAAGUUGUUUGUUUUGAUGCCAAGAUAAACUUUGAUGACAAUGCAGAAUUUAGGCAAAAAGAAAUAUUUGCUAUGGAUGACAAGUCUGAAAAUGAGCCUAUAGAGAACGAAGCUGCCAAAUAUGACUUAAAAUAUAUAGGACUGGAUGGAAAUAUUGCUUGCUUCGUCAAUGGAGCUGGACUUGCAAUGGCAACCUGUGAUAUAAUAUCCUUGAAUGGUGGAAAGCCAGCCAACUUCUUGGAUCUCGGUGGAGGUGUGAAAGAAGCACAAGUUUAUCAAGCAUUCAAACUGCUGACUGCUGAUCCAAAGGUUGAAGCAAUCCUUGUAAACAUUUUUGGUGGGAUUGUGAACUGUGCCAUUAUCGCCAAUGGAAUUACCAAAGCCUGCCGAGAGCUGGAGCUGAAGGUACCUCUGGUGGUCAGACUGGAAGGAACAAAUGUUCACGAAGCCCAGCGUAUUCUGAAUGAAAGUGGACUCCCCAUCACGUCUGCAAAUGACCUUGAGGAUGCAGCAAAGAAGGCGGUGGCUAGCGUGGCCAAAAAAUGACAACUUGAAGAUUAUUCUCAUGGAAAGUGUAUGUGUUUCACAAGGUGUCAUUCCUAUCGUUAUUUCAGAGAGGAUUAGUGGAGUUUUUCUAAGCAGUCAUCAGACUGGGUGGACUUAAUUUGUGAUACAUGGCAAACUCAGGCCAUAGGCUUGCAAGUCAGGCUUCAGAAAUUUUGCAGCUACAUUCUUGAAAAGUUUGGUCAAGUUUGUUACUAAGUUUGGUCAUUUUGUUACUCAGAAUUGUCGUAAGUAAUACUUCACUUCAUAAAGAUCUGUUUCUUCUUUCCUUCCAAAAUUGUCACUGAUAAACUCAUGAUAAGAUACAAUAA